CUGGAGCUGGGAGGGUAGCCAUUCCUACGAGUGUGUGUGUGUCCCUGCUCGCUAGCGGUCUGUGUGUGUGUUCCCUGCUCGCUGGCGGUCUGUGUGUGACAGUGAGAAGGAGAUAUCUUGAGACACCGGGUAGGAAAGGCAGUGGAAGACUCUUUAGCUUUAAACUGAAGCUCAACAUUUGGACUUGGUGCCUAAGUACCACACACACACCUUCAUAUACACAUUACGGAGAAGGUGUGUGUGUGUGAGAGAUGUCAAGACAUUCUCCUCACCUGUGAGAGCAGUAACAGUUUCGUUACCCCGAGGAGGGGGGGGUUUGCGAUUGUCACUGGGGAUCUUUGCUUGGGUCAUCACCGUCGCCGGGUGCGUUGCCAGGUGUGUUGCCACGGCGGCACCAUGUUGAGGUGUGUUAUCCAACGGGCCAGCAACCUGCGGGAGAAGGAUGGUCGCCUUAGUGAUCCUCUGUGUGGAGUCAUCUUCAGAGGAUCAAAAAAGAAGACAAAAGUCAUCAAGAAUAACAUAAACCCUGUCUGGAAUGAGGGUUUUGAGUGGGACCUGAAGGGAAUACCUCUGGAUUCAGGAGCUGAGCUUCAUUUGGUGGUCAAGGAUCAUGAGAAGAUGGGGAGGAACAGGUCCGUUUAGGGUUUGUGUGUGUUU
Molecule: messenger RNA, 657 nt
Organism: Salvelinus sp. IW2-2015
Lineage: Eukaryota; Metazoa; Chordata; Actinopteri; Salmoniformes; Salmonidae
Product: dysferlin-like
Source: RefSeq, a predicted model, not a curated record